CCGCCGCCGCGCCGCCGCCUCCUCCUCGAAAGUCUUCCUCCGCCGCGGAUUUCUCCGAUGCGUCCCCCCCUCGACCUACACACCCUCCUCAGGCUGCGGCUGCCCCCUCGCCACCUCCUCCACCGCCUCCUCCACUCCCACAUCCCCAACGACCGCCCGCCGCCGCCGCAGCACCCGCCGCCGCACGACGCUGAGCUCUGGAUCGCCAAGGCGCUCGCGUCCGCGGCCUUCCUCCGGCCACACUACCUACCGGCAUUCCGCCGCCUCGCCCCCUCCCAGUUCGCCGCCGCCGCCGCGCUCCGCCACGCGCCGUGCGCCUCCUCCGCGCUCCAACUCUUUUCCUCCCUGCACUCCUUCCCGCUCGCCAUCCCCCCGUCCGCGCACUCCUACCGCUACGUCAUCUCGCUGAUGUGCCAGUCCGGCCGCCAAGUUGAUGCCCUCCAACUGUUCGACCGAAUGACGGACCAGUCUGGGUACUUACCCAACGCCCGUUUCCUCUCGUUUCUGGCCGGUUCCUGCGCCAGUGCAGGCCUUCUUGACGCCGCUGCGGCAUUGCUCUCCAAGGCGUCGCAGUUUGGUUGCUGCAUAGAAGCGUAUGCAUAUAACAAGCUCAUGGGCUCGUUCAUCGGCCGUGGCCGGGUGCAGGACGCUGUAGCGUUGUUUGAGGGGUGGAUCCAAGGGGCAGUUUAUUCUCCGGACGUGUGGAGCUUUAAUGUCGUCAUCAAGGGUGUGUGCCAGUUGGGGGAUGUUCAAAAGGCGCUUGAGUUGGUCGAAAGGAUGCAUCAGUUUGGUUGCUCGCCGGAUACUGUCACACAUAACAUUCUUGUGAAUGGGCUAUGCAGGGUAAAGGAGGUGAGUAAAGGUCGUGAGGUGUUGAGGAGACUUCAAAGAGAUGGUGUUUGCCCGCCCAAUGUAGUGACAUACACCUCGGUAAUCUCGGGUUACUGUAAGGCUGGCAGGAUUGAGGAUGCGGUGGCAGUAUACAACGACAUGGUUGCCUGUGGGACAGCACCCAAUGUGGUAACAUACAAUGUGCUUAUCAAUGGAUAUGGCAAGGCUGGAAAUAUGGGGUCUGCCGUGGCAGUGUAUCAGCAAAUGAUACUUCGUCGCUGCCCUCCUGACGUUGUGACAUUUAGUUCAUUGAUUGAUGGGUAUUGUCGGUGCAGUCAGCUGGAUGAUGCAAUGAAGAUUUGGACUGAGAUGGCUCAGUGCCAGAUUCAACCAAAUGCACACACGUUCUCUAUCAUGAUACACACAUUUUGUAAGCAGAACAGAGCAGCGGAAGCACUUCGCUUUCUGAAAGAAUUGAACAUGAGAACAGACAUUGCACCACAGGCAUUCAUCUAUAACCCUGUGAUUGAUGUACUGUGCAAGGCUGGAAAGGUGGAUGAAGCAAACACUGUUCUAAUUGAGAUGGAAGGGAAAGGGUGUCGUCCCGACAAGUAUACCUAUACUAUUUUAAUAGUUGGACACUGCAUGAAGGGUAGGAUAGCAGAAGCCAUCACAUUUUUCCAUAAAAUGGUAGAGACUGGGUGUACCCCUGACAGUAUUACAGUCAAUUCUUUUAUUAGCUGCCUUUUAAAGUCUGGAAUGGCUAGUGAGGUGGAUCACAUAAUGCGUAUUGCAUCAGGGGGCACUUCAUCGAGUUGGAGAGAUCCUUCUCCUAUAACCCGAAGAGUAGACAUUUCAGUAGCUGUAUAGCUGAAUGAUACAAUGGAGAAUGCAAGGAGAUCAUCUUGAAUGUUUCUGAUGCGGAUUACGGGGCAUCUGGCGCUUGUCCAAAUAAGAAGAACACUCUCUGUUGUUUUGCAGAACAUUCAGUCGAAAAGAACUCAAUUGUAACUGUAAAGAUCUUGGUUUCACCAAGGCUACAAAACUAUUGAGAGACUAAUCCAAGGCAACUUCAUGCCAAGAAAGGAAAGGACAGGCAGUUUGGUGCUCCGUGUGCAUGCAUUCAUUGAAGUGGUUCAAUGAAUACCAUGAAGAGAAGCAAAUGGUGGAUCUGCAAAUUUCAAGGGACCUGCUGAUCUGCUGCAGUAAUGUUGCAGCAAUUGCUCCAUGGAUAUUUGACACACUCCUAAACACCUCAUGUAUGAUUUGUCGACCCCCUGGGUUUCAGAUCAUAAGGUCCUCAAGUCACUUUGGGCUGCCUGUGAAGAACAUGCUUUGUUUUGGAGGAGCUGUUACCUGAAUGAGGGGGAAUCGGCUGUUGAAGACUCAACACUUGAAGUACGUGAUGGAUGUCAUUUACCCUCUAACAGAGGUCCCUUUCAUGCAAUCAGUUACGCUGACUUGAGCUGUUGAAUCUCUGGAUCCUUGAGACCUUGACUUGUGGGGUAAAGCGCAAAAAGGAACCAUUAGUUGUUGAAUCGUUGAAUCUCCUCUUUUGUACCUUGAAGG
This is a messenger RNA of Lolium rigidum, 2400 nucleotides long. RefSeq names its product pentatricopeptide repeat-containing protein At2g06000-like. NCBI's taxonomy places the organism in Eukaryota, Viridiplantae, Streptophyta, Magnoliopsida, Poales, Poaceae. Gene Ontology annotation, molecular function: protein binding. The record is from RefSeq and is a predicted model, not a curated record.